AUGUCCAUGUACAAUCCACAUCGAGGGCUGGGUCCUCCACCCGGGGCGGGAAAUGCGCGAUUGAAUGAGUUACUCGAGGGAAUUAGAGCGGAAUUUGAAACACAGGCCCGAACGAGCGGGGAAUAUGAACACUCAAUGGCGCAGCAGAUACAGGAAAUGCAAGCCGUGAGGGAAAAGGUAUACGCUAUGGAACAGACUCAUCUUGCACUUAAACAAAAAUAUGAUGAAGAGCUAUCCCGCUUGCACCGCGAACUUGAAGCUCGAGGCGGGAACCCUCGUUCUUCGGCUAUAAAUGGACCGCCACAGAAUUCGGGUCCUUCGCAACAAGCACCUCCUUCGAUUGGACAUGGUCCAAGCAAUCUUUUCGGAGGAAUUAUGACAGGACAGGUCGCUCCAGGACUUGCACCUCCGCAACAGACAGAUCAACACCAGAUGCCACAACAUCAAAUGCCUCAACCGCCUCAAGGGCCUCCCAACCUUCAGGGUCUUCCUCCUGGACCUCCAAAUCUCCAAGGCCCUCCUCCAGGACCCCCAAAUCUUCAAGGACCUCCGCCCCAGCAGCCACAAUCGUCAUUUCAAGGAGCAUAUUCACAAGGUCCGGCGCCUAACGGGUAUUCACAGACUCAAUCUACGAAUUCCCCUGGACCAGGAAAAGGUAGGCAGUCGAAUCGAGGACCAGGAGGUCCCGCAACGCCACAAUUAAACCAGCAGAUGCCAUAUCCUGACCCAAGAGCCGUUGCUUCACCCCAGGUUGGCCACCCUAUUCCUUCUCAGCAUCCUGCAACCUACAGAGUAGGGGUUGGAAAUGCCCUAGCUGACUUGGAACUGGAAAGGCUUCCAGCCCACCAAAAAAAAGUAGAGCAAGACUGGUUUGCAAUUUUUAACCCCGAAGUUCCCCGUAUCUUAGACGUUGAUUUAGUUCACACAUUACAACAUGAGAGCGUCGUUUGUUGCGUGAGAUUUAGCCAUGACGGAAAAUAUGUGGCUACCGGAUGUAACCGUUCGGCACAGAUAUACGAUAUAAUUUCGGGACAGAAAAUCUGUGUUUUACAGGAUGAAUCAGUCGACUCGGUCGGUGAUCUAUACAUUAGGAGUGUUUGCUUCAGUCCUGACGGACGAUACUUGGCAACAGGAGCAGAAGACAAGCUGAUCAGGGUCUGGGAUAUUGCAUCUAGAACCAUCAGAAAUACAUUUAGCGGUCAUGAGCAAGAUAUAUAUUCUCUUGACUUUGCUCGGGAUGGCCGCACUAUCGCUUCUGGUAGCGGCGAUCGUACAGUUCGCUUGUGGGAUAUUGAGGCAGGGCACAACACACUAACACUGAGUAUUGAAGAUGGCGUCACAACAGUCGCUAUUUCUCCAGACACAAAGUAUGUUGCAGCCGGAUCUCUCGAUAAAAGCGUGCGAGUCUGGGACACAAACUCAGGAUAUCUUGUUGAACGUCUCGAAGGGCCUGAUGGGCACAAGGAUUCUGUGUACUCGGUCGCAUUUGCACCUAAUGGUAAAGAUCUUGUCUCUGGAAGUUUAGAUAAAACAAUUAAGAUGUGGGAGUUGGUCGCCCCCCGUGGUGGUCAUCCCAACAAUGCACCAAAAGGCGGACGUUGUAUCAAAACUUUUGAAGGUCAUAAGGACUUUGUACUUUCAGUUGCUCUCACACCGGAUGGUAAUUGGGUGCUUUCAGGAUCAAAAGAUCGCGGUGUACAAUUCUGGGAUCCUCGGACAGGUAACACUCAGCUUAUGUUACAGGGUCACAAAAAUUCUGUCAUAAGUGUAGCACCAAGCCCUAGUGGUGGCAGCUUUGCUACCGGUAGCGGUGAUAUGCGAGCUAGAAUUUGGAGUUAUAAACCAUAUCAGACUCCUGCGCACCUGGGUUGA
Blumeria graminis f. sp. triticale is the source of this 1872-nucleotide messenger RNA. Lineage: Eukaryota; Fungi; Ascomycota; Leotiomycetes; Helotiales; Erysiphaceae. The record is from the annotation of a GenBank genome assembly.